Brachypodium distachyon (stiff brome) is the source of this 1217-nucleotide messenger RNA. Its product is annotated as probable protein phosphatase 2C 1. The record is from RefSeq and is a predicted model, not a curated record. Lineage: Eukaryota; Viridiplantae; Streptophyta; Magnoliopsida; Poales; Poaceae. The transcript has 13 exons. The coding region runs from base 68 to 1084 and encodes 338 amino acids.
UGCCUGCCUCCAUUUGCCACGGGAUAGCUAGCACCAGCAGCAGCAUCCAAUCCGGAGCAGCAAAGCAAUGGCGGCCUCCACUGCUGCUUCCCGCCUCUCGCCCCCUCGUCCCCGCACAGCGUCCCCCCCUUCAACUCCUCCUCGCCGCUCGCGCUUCUCCCCUCUGCGCGCUGCCAAUAGAAUUGCACUGAUGGAUUUUGUGCACCAUCACCUCAUAUUGCCAGCAAGGAUGGAAGCUGUGUUAUCUGUUGGAGCUCAUGUAAUUCCACACCCAAGAAAGGCUGAGACUGGCGGAGAAGACGCUUUCUUUGUGGACAGUGACACUGGUGGAGUGUUUGCCAUUGCAGACGGCGUUUCAGGAUGGGCAGAAAGGAAUGUCAAUCCAGCUCUGUUUUCUCGAGAACUUAUGGCAAAUAGCUCUGCUUUUCUCAAGGAUGAGGAGGUCCGUCAUGAUCCCCAGAUUCUUCUAAUGAAGGCUCAUGCUGCCACUUCCUCUGUUGGAUCUGCAACGGUAAUCAUCGCGAUGCUAGAGAAGAAUGGGACUCUGAAAAUUGCAAGUGUGGGAGAUUGUGGGUUGAAAAUUAUUCGGAAAGGCCAAGUGAUGUUCUCUACAUGCCCUCAAGAACACUACUUUGACUGUCCAUACCAGAUAAGCUCCGAGGCAGUUAGUCAAACAUAUCAGGAUGCACUGGUUUGCACUGUUAAUCUUGUGGAGGGUGACAUGAUUGUCAGUGGCUCAGAUGGAUUUUUUGACAAUAUCUUUGAUCAAGAGAUCCUUGAUGUCAUUGCUGAAUCUCCAGGGGUAGAUGAAGCUGCAAAAGCUUUGGCGGAGCUUGCCAGAAAACACUCGGUGGAUGUAAAUUUCGAUUCGCCCUACUCAAUGGAGGCCCGGAGCAGGGGUUUUGAUGUUCCCUGGUGGAAAAAGCUACUUGGUGCCAAGCUAAUAGGCGGUAAGAUGGAUGACAUAACAGUCAUUGUCGCGCAAGUGAAGACAGUGGUGAUCCCAGAUGAUGAGGGUAGUGGGGUAGAACAGGAACAAGGGAGUGAGCUAGGCACUGGCGCUGCGGUCGUGUCCGCUGAAUAAAAUGAAGAAUGAAAGCAGUUGUAUAUGCUGAAUCCAAAAAAAAAUCGCAUUUCUUUCUUUUUUUGUCAAUGGUGUGCAUUAUGUACGGUGCAAAGAAAUGGAAGCGAAAUAUAGUUAACACCUCUGUGACCUC